Molecule: messenger RNA, 2363 nt
Organism: Hylaeus anthracinus
Lineage: Eukaryota; Metazoa; Arthropoda; Insecta; Hymenoptera; Colletidae
Exons: 4
Coding region: 363-1145 (260 amino acids)
Source: RefSeq, a predicted model, not a curated record
UGUUUAUGUUAUUUUAAAAUUUUUACAAACAAGAGGAUACCGAUUAGAUUUAUGUAAUACGUAUAUUGCUACUUACUCGGUCGCCAUGAUCGACAGUGCUUCACCGAUCACCAAAAACAAUCUUAACGUAGAUUCGCUAAACUCGUCGGUGAAUACUGUAAUUAUGAUUGUGGUAAAGUACAAGAAGCGUUUCUUGUCUGGACAAAAGUUCGUUUUGUACUAAUUCAGGGUACAACUGUCCCCCGAAUCACAAGAUCUCGGUUCUCGUGCUUGGUCGACAAAGCGAGAAGAGUCGCGAUCGUCGACCAGUCACCACGCUGUGAAUCAGGAGCGGAAACAUUAGAACUCAGCAGGGUGGAAAUAUGCAAUUAACAUCCGUUACGAGCAACUCGAGUGCGAUUUUUCAGUGUUACUCUAUAGUUUGUCGUGUCAUCAUGCAGAAAUCUCUGUGCAUCAUCUGCGUCUACGUUGUAGCGAGUUGUGCUGCAACCUUGCCGGAGAAAAACGAUGGUGUCCUGGACAAGAUUAAGGUGGGCCUGGAGUACGCCACGAAUUAUUUGGAGACUGCGAAAGACAUCGCCGAUUUGGUAGCCAGGAGUUUGGGUCGUAAGCAGAAAGAGAAGCUUGGAGAAGACAGCGACACGAAGGAGAAAGGAAGUUUCUUGCCCUCUGGCAUCAUGUCAGCGUUUUUCCGGCUGGUUGGGCUCGACUCGCAGAAAGUUACAGCGAUCGCCGUGAACAGUGUCAUAUUCCUCGCGCAAAUGAUAAGUUCGAUGUUCGGGUUGAAUCCUCCAAAGGGAAACAUCGCGAGGGAUUUAGACGACGAGGACGAAGCUUCGUCCUGGAAUCCUGCAAACAUAAUCAUGGAGAGCAAGAACGAGAGAAUACAAAAGUUGAUCGAGCAGGCGCACGACGAGAAUCUGCCCAGCGAGUUGAUCGAAAGGGUGGACGGUGUCGAUUCUGCCUGCAUCAGAUUGUUGCUGUGCAAAACAUCGCCGGUGAUUAGAGCAGCCCAGAGCUUCCUGAAGAACAAAACUCGUAGCAAAUCUCGACGAAUGACAUCAUGGCUGCCCAGCAGAGACGAAUUCGAGGAAAACAGCGAUCACUGCGAAAACACGCACACUGAUUGCAGUUUAUUUGCGUAGGGCCAUGGUUUAUUUAACAUUAUUCGCUGGCAGGUUGUCAAGUACGUGUCAACGAUGUUCGAGAAACAUCUGAGGAGAGUUAAAAUUAAUCUAUAUAAUUACUUUCAUUGCUUUGUCUGUCGGAAAUGUGACAAAUAAGAGGCAGAGCACUCGUUUGUAUAGCAUAUAUAUAUUUGCAUCCAUACAAAUAUAUACUACAUAUAUUACAGAAUAUACAAGGUACAUACUCCAAAAAUUAAUUUACUGAAUCUCGAAUGUCGUAAUACCUCCCGUAUAGUGCGCGUACGCGUCGACGAACGAAAAAAGAAAAAGCAGAGUGAAUCGCGAUGCAAAUCCUCUCAAAGUAUGUAUCGUUCAUUUAAAUAAAUUCCGCCGAAUGAAGUUUGGCCGUACGCUUCACGCUUCCGCCAUCGCCAGGAUGGCUGCACGAGUUUUUCGAAUAAAAUUAUUUCGCUCCUUGUCAGACAAACCUCACAAACAAUGUGUCACCCAUCUUCGCCAUCGUGUUCCGCGAAACUCGUUGUGCGAGGAACUUGAUAUCAAGUGACGUAACAAAACAACGCAAUCGAGUCGUAAAAUGGAUUCUCGCUAUUGCACUAUGCGCGAAGCACCAUUCGAACAGUCGACGAAACAAACGGAGGGAAUGUCGAACGUAACACCCUAAUCGGAAAUGGGCAAUAUUCUUAGCUAGAUAAAAACUCUGAUAACAAGAGAAAGGUAAACGACAUCUUACGCGUUACUGCUUCCAUAAAAAUUGGAACGAAUAAAAACUUAUUUAAUUAACACUUCAAUUAAAUGCGCUACGUUCGAUUGCAUUCGUCGAUAUAUCAAUCGAAUAAAAUUCUGCUCAGCCUCGAUCGUGAUACGUCGAUACGUCGAACGACAAGCGUUGGCGGUACAAUCGUUCACGAGGAAGAUACUUGUACGAUUCGCAAAGGACGGUACUAAUAUAAAAUCUCUACGCUCUGGAACCUUCGUAGGGAUUGUCGAGGACGUUCGCGAGCUCGAACGUCUCGGGGAGAGACUCUACGAUUCCAAAUAUCGACCCAACGACUCUAUUGAUACAUAUUACUUUUUAACGGUACGAUUAUCGUCCUGUCCGAACAUCGAUCAACGUCAGGAUGAUCGCUAAACGGAACGUAGUCGAAUGAAGUAUCAAAGAGGACAGUAACAAGAAAGAAGGAACCGUUUACUUAACAACUACGUGGAAACAAGGUA